This is a messenger RNA of Cylindrotheca closterium, 3969 nucleotides long. NCBI's taxonomy places the organism in Eukaryota, Bacillariophyta, Bacillariophyceae, Bacillariales, Bacillariaceae. The record is from the annotation of a GenBank genome assembly.
AUGUCGACUGCAUCCAUUUCCAUGACGCAUGUCUCCUUGCAACGCUUUCCUUUCCUUAUCAUCACUAUCAUCAUCAUGGCACUUCACUGUGCCAAUGCUUUCGAUAUGGACGACUUGAUUGAAACUCCUCAGAGUGCGGAAUGCUUGGAACACGCUCUCUAUUUGGUGAAGUUUGUCAAGCGUGAGGGUGGAACCUUUAAUGAUGAAGUUCAAGAACUCAAACUGACCCCGGAUUAUGGAAUUGGCCCCCAAACUGCCUCGUCAGGUGCCAAGAUUGGGGUUUACGCCAAGGAAACGAUUGAGGAAGGAACGGUUCUGAGCCGAGUGCCUUGGAAAAUCGUCAUUGACGAUCAAGAUAUUCCAAGUUAUGCGGAAGAUAAAGAGGAGGAACGAGCCGGACUACUGGAACAUGCCAAACUAGACCCUGAAGUGAUUGCCGCCAAUGAAGCCUACGUGGCCAGUUUGCCCAACAUGGCAUGUCCCACCUUUCGCAACCUCUUGCGAGAAGUUCUCAUGGACGGUGCCUCCAAGGUGGCUCCCUACUUUCAUUAUCUCUACAGCGCCCGUCGUACUCUUCCCGCUCACUAUGGCAAACAUUCCAAGAAAAUGUUGGAACAACUCUUGAUGAAACAAACCGACGAAGAGUUGCCUCUGUUGGACAGUCUCGAAAGUUUGUUUCUAAACAAGAAACACUUUGAUUUGUGCGACAAGUUGCCCUCUCACAAACACACUGGUGCCUUCAUUGAACGCGAAGCAGUGGCCCGAUUGGUGGCUCAGUUUGCGGCUCAUGGCGGCCUCAUGAUUCCGACUUUGGAUUUUUACGGCCAUCGCAAUGGCAAGUACCUCAACACCAAUGUCACUGUCAAAAAGGGGGAAUAUGUCGAAAUUGUGGCCAGUCGCAAGAUUGAAGUGGGAGAGGGAAUCUACACGAGCUACUCGGAUUGUGAGGGUUGUGAUCCACAACACAAGCAUUACGAUAUGCCAGACCUUUUCCGGGAUCAUGGUUACUUGGAACGAUACCCACAACGCUGGGCGAUUCCCGGAGAAUGUGUGUACAUUGAAUACAAUGGCAAUGUUACCUCUGGAGAAGUGACUCCACCGAAAUUUUUGUACGACUAUCAGACGGACAUUGUGGAACGGGAGGGCGGAAAGUUGUAUUGGCGCUUUUCCGAGCCAGAACAAAUCAUUGUCAUUGAUAAGAAUGAAACGGAUGGAUCUUUUAUCUUGACGUGGGAUCAAUUUUCAGCGGAUCCAGAAGAUCCGACAGACAUUGUAGAAGCUUGGCCUGCCUACCGUGAAGAGUUGAGACGUAUUCAACGUCUAAAGAAAUUGGACUGGCUCUUGUACGAUCAAGAAACCCUUGCCGAGGUUCAUUCUCAUGAAUGGGAUAACAUUCACUCCCUUCAUCAAGCUUAUGUGGAUGUCCUCGAACAGGCAAUACUCUACAUUGAAAAAUUUCAAGCAGGAAAGUCAAAGAUGGUUGGCCACUAUGAUGACUUUGUCCAUGAAGGAGAUGGGACUACUUACAAUGAACUGGACUGCCAGAGCUCCGAAUUGAUUGAUUUCCUCACCUACGAACCAUACGAAAAGAAGCAAUCCAACUACCAAUUGAUGGACUGGACCAAACGGGAAGCCGACAAUGAUACCUGCCUUCAUUUGGACGAUAUGCUUCAAAUCUGUUCAAGUUAUCGACCACAUUAUCACGAAUUCUUUAUCCAUUUUCCAGCACAGUAUGUGGAAAAAGUAAAGCGAGUCAUUUAUCUUGGAAGUGGAGAUGCCAUGCUCUUGCAUGAAAUUCUAAAGUAUCCAGACCUUGAAAAGGUGGUCGGUCUUGAGUUGGAUCAAGACAUUACCAGAACGAGCUUCCGCUACUUCAAGACUCAGCCUCACUACGAUGAUCCAAGAGUUGAAUGGUGGUACGGAGAUGCUACCAAGACCCUGCCUCUACUUCCAAAGUCAUACUGGGGCUCCUUCGAUUUGGUGUUGGUGGACCUUUCCGAAACGGUUGUUUCCAUGGACGUCACCGGACAACACGAUAUUUUGGAUGUUUUGGAGAAUCUUUUGAAACCAGAGGGAGUCUUGUUGGAAAACGAAUUGUACAUUGACAAAUUCACAAACCACUUUGAUCACACGAUUCACAUCUUUUAUGGAUCACCAAAGGUCUGCACCCAAGUUUUGACAUUGGCAAGUAACAAGGUCGAUUUCUUGCACCAGCCUCUUACGGAUCACGGCAUUGACAACUACUUGGUCCAUACGCCAAAAGAAGAGCAGGACAAGUACACUUACAUUCAUGACUACCUAAAAUCAUACGCCAGCAAGGAGCAAUGUAACGCAAAGAAAGAUUUGGGUGUCGUACAAGGAAAACCUGCCGGAGUUUUGGAGGUUGUGAAUUACGAAGGAAUUCAGAAUAUGCCAGGAGACAAGUUGGAGAAGAAGCUAUUUGCUGUCGCCAAGAAGCUUGGAUUCACAACUCAUUCUGUCGCUACUCCUACACUUGGAGGAUAUGCAUUUGUCUCUAUGAACGAAGGGUAUAUCUUUAUCAGAUGUUGGCAAGAAAAGAACUAUUGUGCCGCCGACUUUAAUUUGUGGGGAGCCUUUUCCAAGCGAAAUGCCCUUCGCAGGGCCUUCCGUCAAGUUUUCAAGGCCACGACAGUCUCGGACUAUCGCGUCGUGGUUCAAGGAAUGUAUGGAUCCAAGACUUUGAAGAAGGACCAAGAAGAAAUUGGUAUUCGAUUCUCGCAAAAUAGAUUCUGCGGCGUGAAGGAUGUCAAGGCCGGUGCCAAGAUUACGGAGAAGACAGUUAAGACUCUGGCAGUUGAAACCGCAAACGUUUUGGACGAAGCCAACAAGUACGCAGUCGUUAUUUGUGGUGAAAUUGCAGGAGAGAAAUGUGUCAUUUCAGAAGCCAUGGCGAACAAUAAGGACUACCGCGAUGUCUUGACAAUUUACACUUGCCCCGAGAUUGCUAAGAUGAAUCUCACCGAAGAUGCAUCCAAAGUUGAAGACAUGUAUGAUUGCGAACUUCAAGUGUUGGAUCAACUCUUCGAAUUGCCACCCAUCGAUUUGGUCCUUAUUGAUGACUCGGUUCCAUUUAGUAUGAUGCAGGUCUUUGCCAGUAUUUUGGGUAUGCCCGAGAAACGCACCGCCUUGUUCAAGCCAAAGCACUUGAUUGCUUUGCCUUUUACCCAUACUAGCAACUACAAGGCACGAUUCUUGGCGGAACGAUAUCGUCUGGAGCAAAAGAAUCUUAUUUCUGGUACCACUUUCAUUGUCGAAGGAGAUGAAGACAAACUUGGUUGGGUUGUUGCAUUCGUUGGCGAUGAUUAUUCCAUGUUCAAGCUCGAACAGAUGGAAGGCAGACUGAAGGAGGCACUUCCCAACUUGGAUGUUGAGAUUCGAACUAGCAUUGGUGGAAAGAAGCAUACUGAGAAGGAUUUGGAGUACGAGAGUUGGACGUUUGAACCGGAAAAGUAUGAUUCAAGUCCAAACGAAAUUCAAAAUACCGAACAAGAAUCGUUGGGUCGCCAAUCCAUUGUGCAAUUGAACUGGAGCGACGAAAACGCUGGCAUCUACACGUCUCUAGCCCUUUUGCAAAAUACAUUGCAGGCAAUGAAGUUUACUCCACAGCGAUUUAGCACGUUCAAGGAUGUAGGUGACGGAGGUGGUGCCUUUUCUACAUUUACGGAAGGAAGUGCCGUUUUAGUCUACGAUGGAAAAGAAGGAUUGGUAUUGAAUCUAUUCUUGUUUGAUGAUGCCAAGGCGGUCGCGGACAAGUUUAUCGAUACCUUCAAAGCCAAGUCCAAUGGAACAUUAGAGGGGUGGUUGCGGGAUGACCAGCCACGUGGAGUUGGAAGAGUGGUAAACUUUUCGGACGAAAUCAAGGCCAGCAAGACUGGUGGAACCAAAGUUGCUCCCGGAUCUGAGGCUAGGUCCGCAGAGGACACUGCCUACCAAACAGAGGAACUGUAA